UCUUCUGGUCGGGCUUGUCGGUGUCCGCGGACGCGUCACGCGUUACUUUUAACAACAACAAAGAAAAAGUGACGUAUUUGGGACUUGUUUGUUUUCCCCAAAGCGAUCGUUCGUUUUUGUGUCGUUUUAUUGCCAAGCUACAGACGGUUUUUUUUUUUCUCUCUCUCUCUCUCCUGUGUUUGUGCUUCCAACUUUAACCACAACAACAACAACAACAAUUUAAAAAAAACGAAAACAAGAACCAUGGCAGAGACAUCGGCAUCUCCAGCUAAACCCAAGAAAGCGCCCAAGCCCAAGAAGCCCGCAUCUCACCCCAAAUACUCGGACAUGAUCCAAGCGGCCAUCGCGCACGACGCCAGCCGGAGCGGAGCGUCCCGUCAGUCCAUCCAGAAGUUCGUCCGGAAGACCUACAAGGUGGGCGACAACGCCGACGUCCAGAUUAAGAUGGCCCUCAAGCGGCUGGUGGCGUCCGGGAUGCUGCGCCACACCAAAGGCAUCGGCGCGUCCGGAUCCUUCCGAGUCGCCAAGCCCGACGCCGACGCCAAAAAGUCCACCAAGAAGCCGGCCGCCGCCAAGACCAAGAAGCCGGCCGCCGCCAAGCCGGCCGCCAAGUCGCCCAAGAAGGCGCCCAAGCCCAGGAAGGUGAGCAAGCCGUCGGUGAAGCCCAAGAAAGCGGCCGCCAAGAAGACCAAGGCGGUCAAGGCGACCAAGAAGGCCGCGCCGGCCAAAGUCAAGAAGGCGACGGCGGCGCAGAAGAAGAGCAAGCCCAAGGCCGUCAAGCCGAAAGCCAAAGUGGCCAAGAGGCCAGUCAAGCCCAAGGCCAAGCCCGCAAAGAAGGCCACCAAAGCGGCCAAAAAGAAGUGAAGGGACACUAUCGCGCGCUGUGUAAAUAUUCCGGAAAGGACGCCUUUUCCUAUAUGUAUUAUUUUUCUAAGAUCCCACGCGAACUCUCAACGACACCAACAAUUGCAACUGGCAAUGAAGACGGCUUUUAAGGAUUCAUGUGUGUACACUUGUGCUUGUGACAUUGGUGGAGCCCUUGUAGUGACGUGGUCCAAGUUCGAGUGCUUUACUGUAGCGGAUCCGUUCAUUCCAUCCACCUCAUUGUGCGAAGUCUUUUAACUGAACGCCGCUUUGAACGACAUUUCAAUAAAACCCAAAACGUGUUUUCAAAAGUUCUUUUCAUGCUCCUAAUU
This is a messenger RNA of Phycodurus eques (leafy seadragon), 1196 nucleotides long. RefSeq names its product histone H5. Gene Ontology annotation, cellular component: nucleosome; nucleus. The coding region runs from base 244 to 864 and encodes 206 amino acids. Gene Ontology annotation, molecular function: double-stranded DNA binding; structural constituent of chromatin; nucleosomal DNA binding. Gene Ontology annotation, biological process: negative regulation of DNA recombination; chromosome condensation; nucleosome assembly. The record is from RefSeq and is a predicted model, not a curated record. NCBI's taxonomy places the organism in Eukaryota, Metazoa, Chordata, Actinopteri, Syngnathiformes, Syngnathidae. The transcript has a single exon.